This is a messenger RNA of Zeugodacus cucurbitae (melon fly), 2040 nucleotides long. RefSeq names its product CBY1-interacting BAR domain-containing protein homolog (gene Fam92). Bases 134 to 1417 code for a protein of 427 amino acids. The record is from RefSeq and is a predicted model, not a curated record. Gene Ontology annotation, cellular component: ciliary transition zone; ciliary basal body. The transcript has 6 exons. NCBI's taxonomy places the organism in Eukaryota, Metazoa, Arthropoda, Insecta, Diptera, Tephritidae. Gene Ontology annotation, biological process: cilium assembly.
UUAACAUUUCGUUACUAUGGUUUCGAGCUGCUUUCAAAAAUAAUGACAACAAAACAAAUUGGAAGGAAAUAAGAAAUAUUCUUGCUUUAAAGAAAAUAUAAAACUAUUAAUUAAACUAAAUAAAUAAAAUACAAUGUUUCGUCGUGGUAAAUUGCAUUUUCUCAGCAGCAAAGAUGAUCGCAUCAAAAUAAUGAACGAGCGCAUAAAUUUGACGGAGAAACAUUUGUUGGAGAUCUGUGCUUCCUUUGCAGCUUGCACCAGGAAAAUAGCGAAAUGCCGCAAUGCUUUCGAUGAUUUGGGGCACAAGGUUAAGAAUUUCGCAGAAGAGGAGAAGAUCAAUUAUAGCUUGAGUGAUGGCCUAAACUCCAUUACGACUUCUUUAACUGUGCAAGCGGAUUAUAUGGAUUUGUUGGUGCAUCGCAUGGAAGUGAAGAUUGUCAAUGAGCUGAGUCAAUUCGAGAAUCUUUGUAAAACCACAAGAGACAAUUUGCGCGCAGCAACAAUUGCACGUGAUAAAGAGGUCUUGAAACAACAACAAUUAAUUGAAAUCAAAUCAAAGUUUACAGCAAAUAACACAGCUGCUGAUUCGGAAUUGCUGAAAGCCAAAUUGGAGGUGAAUCGCUCAAACAAGGAAAUAGAUGAAAUUAUCAAUAGUUUUGAAAAGCGUAAACUCUCAGAGAUCAGAUCGCUACUAACCGAUUUCAUACUAAUCAGUCUCAAAUAUCACACCAAAACGCUGGAGGUGCUUUCGGCCAGUUAUUAUGACGUGUCAAAUAUAGAUGAAACUGGUGAUUUUAAUGAAUUUCAAAAAUUAAUGAAAACUAAAACGGAGCCCACUGGAAGAAAGCAGGCACUGAAGAAGGGCAUGCGUUCACAAUCGAUGGAUAGUUUAGAUCACGAUACGCUUUUGAGUCCCUUGAAACAUACGAAAAAACUUUCGCGCAGCAAUAAAAGUUUAACUGGCAAAACAGAAGAUGAGCACGACAACGAGCGAGACGACGAUGAUGAGGAAGAGGAUGAAGAUGAUGAUGACGAAGAGGAUUUAGAGGCAUCUGCUGAUAACACAAAUGACGAAGAGGAACACUCUGGCACCGCUUCAGAUGAUGAUGAGCGCACAGAAAGCAUCUCGGAGGCCAAACCGACAACGCAUGCUAAUAAAGCGGAUGAGAAGAAAGCAAAGGAACAAACAAAACAGCCUUUCCGUGCUACGUCCGCCGCGCACGUCAGCAAGUCACAAAGUCUACACAAGCCUUUCGCUGCUAAAAGUGGCGUUGGCAUACCAACUUUGCAGAAGCGUGCUUCAGCACCACAUUUCGGCGUCAGGGAACAUCAGCUGAAAAGUAACCCUAGCAACGUAACAAUGACACUGGAUGGGCCAAGUAGUCGCUUAGUGACAAUUGUUGAAUCGAAGAAGUGAAUAUGCAAAAAUAUCUUAAUACUGCUAAUGAAUCGUCGAUAUUGAUUAUACAAACAAGACAUAUUUGCAUAAAUUGUAUAUAUCUAAUGUAUCAAUAAACUCUUCCGCAUAUAUGUAAUUGAAAUAAAUAAUUUAAUUACUCGUAUGUUUGAGACAUUCAAAAAUUCAUCAUUUCUUUGGUUUAAAAUUAAUGUGUUUAUUAUUUCAAGUUUUUCAAAAACCAAUAAUUAUUAUUUUUUAAAUAAUGAAGUUGAAUUCAAUUACAUAGGGAGAAUUAAAUAAAUACUAACUUGUUACAGCCCAUUUCUGUUAACCGCUCAAUAAUUGUUUUUUCAUUUUAAUUAUAACAAAAGUUUAAAAAUCUUAUCUGUUAUGUAUUUUUUUUAUUCACUUAUUUAAGUUAAUGUACUUAAUUAAAUGUUUUGUGUUUGAUUCAAGCCAAUUCUUAUCAGCAAUGUAUGUUGCUUUUUCGUGCGCAUUUGUGGAGAUCGACUUUUAUGCCUGUGUGUAUGUAUGUAUGUGCAAUAAUACAUGGUUUGCUUUGGGAUUACAUAGAAAUAUUUGUAAUCCAUUACGAUUUGUUAAUUAAUGAGCAAUGUCUAUAUGUACGCUUCAUGGCAAUA